AUGUCAGAGAACUACGAUGUCGGAACGCGGGCGUGGCAGCCUGAUGCUACAGAGGGCUGGGUCGCGUCCGAGGUUGUCAACAAGACUCAAGAUGGCUCAAAGGUUAAGCUUGUUUUCAAGCUGGACAAUGGCGAGGAGAAGACGGUUGAGGUCACCGCCGAGGCCCUCCAGAAAGGCGAUUCAUCCCUGCCUCCCCUGAUGAAUCCGACCAUGCUCGAGGCCAGCGACGACUUGACGAAUUUGUCCCAUCUCAACGAGCCUGCAGUCUUGCAAGCCAUCCGCCUUCGAUAUGCCCAGAAGGAAAUUUACACAUACAGUGGAAUCGUCCUGAUCGCGGCGAACCCUUUCGCGAGAGUAGACUCGCUCUACGUCCCAGGCAUGGUUCAGGUCUAUGCUGGCAAGCAGAGAGCAACGCAAGCACCGCACUUGUUCGCCAUUGCAGAAGAAGCUUUCAUUGAUAUGGUGCGAAGCGGAAAGAACCAGACUGUUGUCGUCUCGGGAGAGUCCGGUGCUGGAAAAACGGUCAGCGCCAAGUACAUUAUGCGAUACUUCGCAACCAGAGAAUCCCCUGACAACCCGGGAACGCGGUCCAAAAAAGGCGCCGAAGCUAUGAGCGAAACAGAAGAACAGAUCUUGGCUACGAAUCCCAUCAUGGAGGCCUUCGGAAACGCAAAGACAACGCGCAACGAUAACUCGUCACGAUUUGGUAAAUACAUAGAGAUUAUGUUCGACGACAAAACCAACAUCAUUGGUGCUAAAAUUCGCACCUACCUCCUCGAGCGAUCCAGACUUGUCUUCCAACCCCUGAAGGAGCGCAAUUACCACAUUUUCUACCAGCUUGUUGCUGGUGCCUCAGACAAGGAGCGUCAGGAUCUGCAUCUGCUGCCCAUUGAGGAGUUUGAGUAUCUCAACCAGGGUAACUGCCCAACGAUCGAUGGCGUGGAUGAUAAGGCCGAGUUCGAGGCCACAAAGGCGUCUCUGCGGACAAUCGGUGUCACCGACGCACAACAAUCGGAGAUCUUCAAACUCCUGUCUGGUCUGCUGCACCUCGGCAACAUCAAGAUUGGAGCCUCACGCAAUGAUAGUGUCCUCGCGCCGACAGAGCCCUCACUUGAAUUGGCUUCAUCAAUUCUGGGUGUCAACGGAACUGAGUUUGCCAAGUGGAUCGUCAAAAAGCAGCUGGUGACCAGAGGCGAAAAGAUUACGUCAAACUUGACGCAGGCUCAAGCCAUUGUCGUCCGUGAUUCGGUAGCGAAGUUCAUCUACUCCAGCCUUUUCGACUGGCUCGUCGACAUCAUCAACCACAGUCUGGCAACUGAAGAAGUCUUGAAUCGCGUAAUCUCAUUCAUCGGAGUGCUUGAUAUUUACGGCUUUGAACACUUCGCCAAGAACUCUUUCGAGCAAUUCUGCAUUAACUACGCCAACGAGAAGCUACAGCAAGAAUUCAACCAACACGUUUUUAAGCUGGAGCAAGAGGAGUAUCUAAGGGAAAAGAUCGACUGGACUUUCAUCGAGUUUUCCGACAAUCAACCAGCCAUUGAUCUUAUCGAAGGCAAGCUCGGUAUCCUUUCCCUGCUGGAUGAAGAGUCCCGUCUUCCCAUGGGCUCCGACGAGCAGUUUGUCACGAAACUGCACCACAACUACGGCACCGACAAGCACAAGUUCUACAAAAAGCCUAGAUUCGGCAAGUCCGCUUUCACUGUGUGCCACUAUGCUGUGGAUGUCACCUACGAAUCUGAGGGUUUCAUCGAAAAGAAUCGGGACACCGUGCCUGAUGAGCAUAUGGCGGUCCUCCGUGCCUCGACGAAUAAGUUCCUUCGCGAUGUUUUGGAUGCAGCUUCUGCCGUCCGUGAAAAGGACGUCGCCUCCGCUUCAUCGAGCUCAGUGAAGCCCGCCGCUGGUAGGAAGAUCGGCGUGGCUGUCAACAGAAAGCCGACGUUGGGAGGUAUCUUCCGUUCUUCGCUCAUCGAGCUCAUGAACACCAUCAACAACACAGACGUUCACUACAUUCGUUGCAUCAAGCCUAACGAGGCGAAGGAGGCGUGGAAGUUUGAGGGCCCCAUGGUCCUCAGUCAGUUGCGGGCCUGUGGUGUUCUCGAGACUGUUCGCAUAAGUUGCGCUGGUUACCCCACUCGAUGGACAUACGAGGAAUUUGCCCUGCGCUACUACAUGCUUAUCAACUCGGACCUGUGGGCGUCAGAGAUUCGAGAAAUGGCCAACGCUAUCCUUACCAAGGCACUUGGCACCAGCUCUGGCAAAGGUUCCGACAAGUACCAGCUGGGCCUCACCAAGAUCUUUUUCCGCGCCGGCAUGCUCGCCUUCCUCGAGAACCUACGUACAAACCGUCUCAACGAUUGCGCCAUUCUCAUUCAGAAGAACCUCCGUGCUAAGUUCUACCGCCGUCGCUACCUCGAGGCCCGCAAAGCCAUCGUGACUUUUCAGUCCGCAGUGCGAGCCUACAACGCCCGGAACCAAGUCCAGGAGCUCCGCACCGUCAAAGCCGCAACAACAAUACAGCGGGUUUGGCGUGGUCAACGGCAAAGAAAGGAGUACAUACGCAUCAGGAACGAUGUCGUCCUGGCGCAAGCGGCGGCCAAAGGUUACCUUCGACGAAAAGAAAUCAUGGAGACCCGCGUAGGUAAUGCGGCUAUGCUCAUUCAGCGUGUGUGGCGGUCUCGACGACAGGUCUUGGCUUGGAGGCAAUACAGGAAGAAGGUCACUCUUAUCCAAAGCCUGUGGCGUGGUAAACUCGCCCGUCGAGAUUACAAGAAGACUCGGGAGGAAGCCCGUGAUCUGAAGCAGAUCUCGUACAAGCUCGAAAACAAGGUCGUCGAGCUGACUCAAUCUCUCGGCACCAUGAAGGCACAGAACAAGAACUUGUCGUCACAGGUGGAGAAUUAUGAGGGUCAAAUCAAGGCGUGGAAGAACCGCCACAAUGCCUUGGAGGCUCGGACGAAAGAGCUCCAGACCGAGGCUAACCAGGGUAGCAUUGCAGUUGCAAGGCUGCAGGCAAUGGAGGACGAGAUGAAGAAGCUCCAGCAGAGCUUCGAGGAAUCAACGUCCAAUAUUAAGAGAAUGCAGGAGGAAGAGCGGGAGCUAAGAGAAUCUCUGCGCUCUACGAGCACAGAGCUAGACACUGUUCGUCAACAGAGUGCACAGAUCGAGAGCGAGAAGCUUUCACUGCGCCAGCAGCUCGCCGAACUGCAAGAUCAGCUGGAACUGGCAAGAAGGCUAGCCCCGACCAACGGCGAGCUUGCCAACGGGGCUGUUCAGGCGCCGCCGUCGGCAGCGCCUGGCCUCAUCAAUCUUGUGUCCUCCAAGAAACCAAAGAGGAGGAGUGCUGGUGCCGAACCCAGCACAGCUGUGGACCGCUUCAGCGCUGCUUACAAUCCCCGUCCCGUUUCGAUGGCCAUCACCAGCACUGCCCACAGACAGAACCUGCAGGGCACAGGCUUCAUGCCUGGCGUCGAUAACAUCGAGCUCGAGCUCGAGACGCUCUUGGCUGACGAAGAUGGACUGAACGAGGAGGUCACCAUGGGUCUCAUCCGUAACCUCAAGAUUCCUUCGCCCAACACUAAUCCACCACCGUCUGACAAGGAGGUUCUUUUCCCCUCUUAUCUCAUCAACUUGGUUACCUCCGAGAUGUGGAACAAUGGCUUUGUCAAGGAGUCAGAGCGGUUCCUCGCCAAUGUCAUGCAGUCGAUUCAGCAGGAAGUCAUGCAGCAUGACGGCGAUGAGGCCAUCAACCCGGGGGCCUUCUGGCUCUCCAACGUGCAUGAAAUGUUGUCGUUCGUUUUCCUUGCAGAAGACUGGUACGAAGCGCAGAAGACGGAUAACUAUGAGUACGAUCGUCUUCUGGAAAUUGUCAAGCACGACUUGGAGAGUUUGGAGUUCAAUAUCUACCACACCUGGAUGAAGGUCUUGAAGAAGAAGCUGCAGAAGAUGAUCAUCCCCGCCAUCAUUGAGUCUCAGUCGCUUCCGGGCUUUGUCACCAACGAAAGCAGUCGUUUCCUUGGCAAACUUCUUCAGUCCAACUCGACUCCCGCCUACAGCAUGGACAACCUGCUUAGCUUACUCAACAGCGUGUUCCGCGCCAUGAAAGCCUACUACCUCGAAGACUCUAUCAUUACGCAGACCAUCACUGAACUACUUCGUCUCGUUGGCGUCACCGCCUUCAACGACCUCCUGAUGAGACGCAACUUCCUCUCCUGGAAGCGUGGUCUUCAGAUCAACUACAACAUCACGCGUAUCGAGGAGUGGUGUAAGAGUCACGAUAUGCCCGAGGGCACUCUGCAGUUAGAGCACUUAAUGCAAGCAACGAAGCUUCUUCAAUUGAAGAAGGCAACCCUGAAUGAUAUUGAGAUUAUUCAGGAUAUCUGCUGGAUGCUGUCGCCCAACCAGAUUCAAAAGCUCCUAAACCAGUACUUGGUCGCAGACUAUGAGCAGCCCAUCAACGGCGAGAUCAUGAAGGCUGUUGCCUCCAGAGUCACGGAAAAGAGUGACGUACUGCUGCUCCAAGCUGUCGACAUGGACGAUAGUGGACCGUACGAGAUCGCCGAACCCAGAGUCAUCACCGCUCUAGAGACUUAUACUCCUUCAUGGCUUCAAACCCCACGACUGAAACGUCUUGCUGAGAUUGUGUCUGCUCAAGCAAUUGCUCAGCAAGAGAAGCUCGAGUACGACCCCGAGGACGACUUCGAGCCUAACGGCGACCUCGCUGAGGUUGAUGAGGAAGACGUGGCCGCAUAA
This is a messenger RNA of Colletotrichum abscissum, 4749 nucleotides long. RefSeq lists its product as uncharacterized. Gene Ontology annotation, molecular function: microfilament motor activity; actin filament binding; ATP binding. The transcript has 7 exons. The coding region runs from base 1 to 4749 and encodes 1582 amino acids. Gene Ontology annotation, cellular component: myosin complex; vesicle; actin cytoskeleton. NCBI's taxonomy places the organism in Eukaryota, Fungi, Ascomycota, Sordariomycetes, Glomerellales, Glomerellaceae. The record is from RefSeq and is a predicted model, not a curated record. Gene Ontology annotation, biological process: vesicle transport along actin filament; actin filament organization.